Cydia amplana is the source of this 2890-nucleotide messenger RNA. RefSeq names its product syndetin (gene Vps50). Gene Ontology annotation, cellular component: EARP complex. Lineage: Eukaryota; Metazoa; Arthropoda; Insecta; Lepidoptera; Tortricidae. Gene Ontology annotation, molecular function: SNARE binding. Bases 207 to 2873 code for a protein of 888 amino acids. Gene Ontology annotation, biological process: endocytic recycling; retrograde transport, endosome to Golgi. The record is from RefSeq and is a predicted model, not a curated record. The transcript has 4 exons.
UAGAUGGCGCUGUAAUUGAUAUAAUCCGGUUGAACAUAGUAUGGCUGUUUAUUAAAGAACAGUUUGACGUAGACGAAAAUACGCCCACACGAACUGUCAGUGUGACAGCUAGAAUUGUGUUAAGUUUGGUUUGGUCGAUGUGAUUUAUUUUACCACUCAGCACAAGUUUUGCAUCACUUAUGGCGUUAAAUAAUAAGAUGUGAAGCAUGGAGCGCCACGGCCCGCCCGGCGUCAACUCGCGCGCGCUCAGCGCCGCGCACUCCGCCGCCGACCUCGAGGUGCUGAAAGAGAUAGAGAACGUCUAUUUCUCUCCCCCGAGCGAGUUCGACGCGGCGCGACACGCCCUCGAGAGCGCGCCCGACCCGCCCACCUGUGACGCCAUCGAGCAGAUGUUCACCAAGCUGAAGAGACAGCAGCAGGUGGUAUCCGGCAAAGCGUUGCACCUCAUCUCCCAACAACGCGACAACUGCGAUCGCGAAUUCGCAGAAAUCCAGAACAUUCGCGAACAACUCGUCACCACCCUCCACACCUGUCAAACCGCCCGUAACCACCUCCGAACCGCCUCCAACCAUCUAACCAUAUCCACCUUCGUAAUCCUGGCUAACUUCAGGAAGCGGCAGAUCAUCAGGUCAGUCCUCAAGUCUUUAGAAUUACUCAGGAGUUUGAGAAGUGUAGAAAAAGAUGUUCAGGAGUUGUUGGUUAAGAAGGAGUAUUGUGAGGCGAUUGAACUUAUUUUGAAGAGUCGGAAGGCCGCUGCGAAUCACAAAGAGUAUACAUGUAUUGCGGAUUUGGCCACAAGGUUACAGGAUACUUUAGACAUGACUGAAGAGAAGUUAGACUCAGUUUUAGCUAGUAUUUGUUAUAACUUCGAUGGGGAAACGUUUAGUAAGUUGAGGAAAGCCCAUGCUUUGCUUGGGAAAAGUCAAGCGGCUAUGGAGCAGCUACAUAUGCAUUAUUCUUCAGCAGUUAAUGAGACGUCUUUAAAAUCGGUUAAAGAUUGCAUCGGGGAAGUCUCCAUCGAAGUAAAGUUUCAAGAGAUGUGUCAAUCGGUACCAAAGGAUAAAGCCGCUAUUUGCUUUUUGAAUCUAUGCGAGAAUUUGUUUCUAAUCAUGAGAAGUUACUAUUUAUUAGUGAAAUGGCAUUCAAAACAUGAGGAUGAGGAUCUGCCAAGUUCAAGUGUGUUUGAAAUUGAGAGGAAUGUUAGCAGGGAGUAUAUUAAGCAGAAGUUGAAAGGAGGGUUAGUGAGAAUCUGGCACGAUGUGCAAGCAAAAGUGUCGACGUUUCUAAAGAGUGCCUAUAUCGAAGAUUUUGCUUUUGAGAAGUUUAUUCAGAUACUCGGUAUUUUGAGGCGUUUAAUGCAAGUAGCGGAAGUUUUUUGCGGUGAUAAAUCAGAUAUUCUAGAGGAUUUUAUAAAGAGUCAUAGUGUGUCGUAUAUCAAGAAUUAUCACAGAGGACGUAUGGAUGAACUGAAGUUAUUCCUUGAGAAUGAAGGAUGGGAACAGUGUCCUGUUAAAUCGAGUUUCACGUUGCUAAAUCUGCAAGAGUUUAAAAAGUUUAAAAAAUACCUGAACCCUAAUUUUGACACGUCUAUAUCCAAAGUCAGCACACUAUCUGAUGGGACGUCAUCAGUACAUUCUCAAGACGAUAGUGUGUAUAUAGCAAAAUACUUCAACCAGAAGACUACUCAUACUCCCUUUGAGAUUUUCCGAAGCGAAAAUGUAACUAAUGAUGAUAUAUUCGGUUUAGAACCUGAAAUAGACGGUAGUGAUACCUCUGAUGAUGAACCAGAGGAAUUAAAGAGAGAUUUCGUCGAUGACGACGCUAAAAGUCCGUCGAAAGUGAAACAUUCCGUCAUAGUAACUAACACAACAUUAUCAGUCUUAAGGAACUGCGGGCAGUAUUUGCAAAUCUGUAGAUAUCUCCCGCAAAUAUCUUUAGAAGUCGUCAUGCUCAUGAACCAGCUUUUCGACUUCUAUUUCUACACUGUACACCUAUUCUUUACUUCCGAUCUAGAUGUAGCUUCAUCUACUUUAUAUACAUCAAAGUUAACAGCCACUUUAAAAAGAAUAUCCAACUCUAUCGACACAUCUAAUUCAGGAGAUUCAAAAUCCUUUCUUUGUCCAGAAAUACCUCAGCAUUUAGACUUAUCUUCUGAAGAGUAUCUCCAUGGUUUAAGCGAGCGGAUAGUGGCAGUCGAAAGCGUCAUCUUCCUCGCAAAGCAAUUUGAGUUCUUACAGCCGUAUUUAGAGUCCAUAGUCGCUCAACAUCAAAGACUUGUUUUAGAACAUUUUAGAGAUAACACUCUAGCCAGUGCGGUGGAUUUAAGAAUGCCUGUGUAUAUGUGUUCUGCUUCCAAAGCAGUGGACGCUAGAACAACUUUACUGGCAAUGUCUCAAGUAAGAUGGGAUGUUAAAAAUGUAGAGGUAGAAAACAGUCCUUAUGUAGACGUGAUAACCAGAAAAAUUCAAGUGUUUGCACUAAGAUUGGAAAAUAUAUCGAAGAAGGUUACUCUAAACCUUGAAGUCAUAAACUCAGUUUGGGCGAUGGUGUCUAAAUUCAUCGUACAUUUGCUGGUCGAAGGCUUUUCUAAUGCUACGAAAUGUUCAAACGGAGGCCGUGGGCUUAUGCAACUCGAUUAUAGACAGUUAUUUGUUAAAAUCGAGAAGAACUCUGGUCUUAAACCUGUUCCGUACCAAGAGUAUGUCGACAGGUAUGUUAAAGCGUACUAUUUGCCAAGAAACGAGUUGGAAGUAUUCAUCAGAGAUAGAUUGGAGUAUUCGAACAAGCAUUUGUUGGCUUUGGUAAGCUGUGCUUGCGAGAAUAAGAGAGACAGGCAAGAAUUGACUGCGGUUAUAGAGAGGAGAGAUACUUAAAAAUAUCAAAAGUCGCU